This is a messenger RNA of Adineta steineri, 579 nucleotides long. NCBI's taxonomy places the organism in Eukaryota, Metazoa, Rotifera, Eurotatoria, Adinetida, Adinetidae. The record is from the annotation of a GenBank genome assembly.
AUGGCUACAUCAUCCGGUAAAAUUGAUAAAACUUAUUGGACACAUAGUAAUUAUAAUGGACAAGUUCGAAGUGAAAGACUUGAAGGAAAUGCAACAUUCACAUUUCCAUCUGGUACUACUUAUGUAGGUGAAUUCAAAGAUGGUGAAUUCAAUGGACAUGGUAUUCUUCAUUAUGCUAAUGGUGCGAAAUAUGAAGCUAUUUGGGAGAAAGGUGUUGCAAAAGAGGGUCAAUAUACAUUUCCUGAUGGUUUAACAUAUGAUGCUGAAGAUUGGAAAUAUUGUGAUGGUUAUGAUCGACGAUUUUUUACUGAAACUCUUCAUGGUUUAAAACCAGCUGGACGAUCACAACUAAAAGAUAAAGAACCACGUCAACAGAUUCCAGAAGAUUGUUAUGAUGUUGGUGAUGGAAUCUAUAAUCCAACAUCUCGUGUUGUUACGGACUAUAAUGGAGAAUUCGUUAGAAAUGCUGAUGAUGAUGAACAUCAAUGGAUUGUUCGUACAUGUCGAAAAGGAUGGGAUGUACAUGUAGGUGGACAAAAUCCAAGACUUAAACCGGAUAUGACAAAACUUAAAAAUUAA